AUGGGUCUUCUCAGAUAUUUGUUGCUUGCCUUCGCCGGUGUGACGCAAUGCCUUGCUCAGAGCAACGGAACAAAGCCAAACAUCGUCCUUAUUUUCACAGAUGAUCAGGAUCUUCGCCUUGGGUCUAUAGACCAUAUGCCCAUCCUACAGAAGGAACUAAUCCAAAAAGGUACACAAUUCACCAACCAUUAUGCGACCAUUGCUCUGUGUUGCCCCAGCCGCGCCUCUCUCCUGAGAGGUCAGGCAGCGCAUAAUACGAACAUAACAAACGUCGACUCACCCGGUGGUAACUAUCAAAAGUUUAUGGUAUCGGGGGAGAGCGAUGAUUAUCUUCCUCACUGGCUUGUCUCGGCUGGCUAUAACGCGGAAUACGUGGGUAAAUUCAUGAACGGAUACACCAGAGCGAACUACCAGUAUGCUCCGAAGGGAUGGACGUACACUGACCUACUGGUUGACCCCUUUACCUACUUGUAUAACAAUGUUGUGAUGUCCCAGAACGGAGAAACCCCUAUUCAUUAUAAAGGCUUUCAUCAGCUAGACGUAAUACGGACCAAGGCACUUGAUCGGAUUGACCAGUUAUCUACCCAGAACAAGCCCUUUUAUCUAACGAUCGCUCCCUCGGCACCUCACGUUCAGGGGAAGUAUCGGCUACCUAAUCCCCAAGCGCGAUACAAGGGAAGCGCGGCGGGCUUGCAAAUGUCGAGGGGUGGUAAUUGGAACGCAAGCGACGAAAGCCAGGCUCAGAAACCAUCCUGGCUGAAAGAACUUGGAUACCUAGACUCUAUACUAGCCAACCGGAUUGAUAAUCACUACCAAGCUCGAAUUGAGAUUCUGCAGGGGGUCGACGAGAUCAUUCAGGAUGUCGUUGAUCGUCUGGAUAAACAUGGUAUCUUGGACAAUACCUACAUCAUUUAUACAAGUGAUAACGGAUACCAUCUGGGCAACCACCGAGUCUCUGCUGGGAAGACACUCCCGUAUCGCGAAGACACCAACAUGCCACUCAUCAUCCGUGGACCGCAGAUAAAAGCAAACGCGACAUCCAACGCGCCAAGUGCCCAUACUGACUUCGCUCCCACAUUCCUGGAGAUAGCCGGCGUCAAUUCCGCAGACUUUCCGCCUUUCCUCGAUGGACAGAGCCGCCUCAGCAACUGGCAUAACCCCCAGACCGCGUUACCGACCUGUCCUCUGAACGGCACGCAAGAGGUCAUCAACGUGGAAUUCUGGGGCAGCGGGGAAAUCGAGAAUCUAUUACAAGAGAAGCCGUCCAACAUCGGAAACAAUAGCUACAAGACACUGCGUAUCGCCGGGGAAGAAAAGGGGUACCUGUAUUCGAAGUGGUGCACAGGCGAGGAAGAGCUCUACGAUACGACGGCGGACCCGUACGAACUUCAAAACUUGGCGAAAGACCCCGAAGACGAAACCACGAAACAGCUUCUAAACCGUCUCAACGCCCUCCUCCUAGCAACUAAGUCCUGUGCUGACGCGACGUGCCGCAACCCCUGGAAACUGCUGCAACCGGAGGAAGGGCGUCGCGGCACCAUAGUCGACGACGAUACCUCGCUGACCAUCACAUGUCUCGACCAAGCCAUGGAUCCGAAGUACGACUCCCACUUUAACGACACCUCCCUCUUCCCUCGCGUCGCUUUCCAAGAGUGCAUGGAGUACCAGGACAUCACUAACGAGGCGCCGUAUCUGCCUCAGAACCCGGGGCUCGGGAUGGCGUACCGCAAGCCUACCGAUAAUUACUAUACCCCCAGCGUUAAGCUUUCUGCGCUGAUCGUCGGUAACGCGAAGGACCAGGGUGGCCCGGAACAGAGGAACGUGACGCUGGCCCAGAUCAUGGCUCAAUCUAUGAAGCUGACUCAGGCUCAAAUAGGCCAGGCCAGCUAG
This is a messenger RNA of Annulohypoxylon truncatum, 1890 nucleotides long. RefSeq names its product arylsulfatase. The record is from RefSeq and is a predicted model, not a curated record. Gene Ontology annotation, molecular function: glycosaminoglycan binding; N-acetylglucosamine-6-sulfatase activity. Bases 1 to 1890 code for a protein of 629 amino acids. The transcript is spliced from 4 exons. Lineage: Eukaryota; Fungi; Ascomycota; Sordariomycetes; Xylariales; Hypoxylaceae.